This is a messenger RNA of Notechis scutatus (mainland tiger snake), 1077 nucleotides long. The record is from RefSeq and is a predicted model, not a curated record. NCBI's taxonomy places the organism in Eukaryota, Metazoa, Chordata, Lepidosauria, Squamata, Elapidae.
AGCCAUCAUAAAACCCACACAGGGGAGAAGCCACAUCAAUGCAUCGACUGUGGAAGAUUUUAUAGUAGCUCAUCAGCCCUUAGAAGUCAUGUGAAAAUUCACACAGGGGAAAAAAACUACAAAUGUUUGGACUGUGGCAGAACAUUUGCUCAUUCAGGUUCCUUAAGAAGUCACAGCCGAAUCCAUACAGGAGAGAAACCUCACAAAUGUUCAAAGUGCAGUCAGUGUUUUGCUCGGAAAGAUACUCUUGUGAAGCAUCAGCGAAUCCACACUGGAGAAAAACCAUAUAAAUGCCAGGAGUGUGGGAAAUGUUUUGCCCAUCCUUCAACCCUUCGCAUGCACACGCGAAAUCACGCAGGAGAGUAGGCUUACAAGUGCACUAAGUGAGAAACAUUUUCCUAGUAAAUGAAAGCUAGAAAAGCACCAGAAAGUCCAUAGCAGACAUAAAUCUCUUCAGCUGUGAACAAUGUUGGAAAGCCUUUUUUUUGUCCAACAUUCACAUUUUAAUGUUUACCAGGAAUUUUGCACAGUGACAGAAGGAAAUCGUACAAUUGUUUGGUUUGAGUAAAAUGUUUUUCCUACUGAAGAAACCUCAAAUAACACCAGGGAGUACACAAUGAGGCAAAAGGGUGUAAAUGUUGGAAUUGUGAGAAUAUCUUACUUGCAAAGUCGCAUUAGUAACUUGAUUACAAAAAAAGAGUUAUAAGUAUGUCUGGAGUACAUACAAUGUUUUGCAGAGUGCAGGAAGUCCUGGACUUGGGACUACAGGUUGGAAUGGAUUUCUUUGAUAAGUUCCUUCAGUCCUAAGUCAAGGAACCAGGUAUUUAUCUUAAUGUUUACUAGAUUUUGUUGAUCCAUGAGGAGAACUGAAAAGUUAGAGAGGAGAAAAUGGGGUGAAGAGUGGAAUGAAUGUGGUUGUUUAUUUAGUGAUAAAAGUUUUGAUGUUGAAUCUGCUGGCUGAGGAUGAGGAGGGAAAAGUUUCUUUUUCUUAUUACCUUUUUGGAGGAUUCCCCCACCCUUAUUUUCAUUGUCUUUUUCAUAUAUUCACUUUCUUUCUAUGCAUUUAAUCCUUAAUAA